Amoebophrya sp. A120 is the source of this 577-nucleotide messenger RNA. The record is from the annotation of a GenBank genome assembly. NCBI's taxonomy places the organism in Eukaryota, Dinophyceae, Syndiniales, Amoebophryaceae.
GCGGGGUUGCUCGAUUUGGAUGGCAAGCAGCAGGUGGUGCUCCCGGCGCUCACGUUGCUGCCAAUCCUUCCCCAACUGUCCUCCUACGCGUCCUACUUGCCGGCACAGGUUAUCGAACAAAAGUCUUUCGCACGACAGAACCCGCGGCUGAGCCGGCAGGCAGUCUUGCAGCUCUACGAAAUGACGAAGGUGCAGCCAGUGCUGGGGCACACACUCUGCGACCAAUUUUUGCGGAUUCGCAACCUCGCAGACCAGAUGUCCAUCGGGCUUGCGGCAGACGCUCUUCUAUUCCGAAACUUCGAUCUGGCCUGCCGUCACUUGCGCUUCGUGGAGCCGGAUAGUGGACGGUUGCUACCUCCGGGGGCGGCCUUGUACGAGUUGUUCACCUUUCUCAUCUUGCACGUUUUCCACACCGCCGACCCAAAUUAUGUGGCUGAUGUAGCAGAGGGGCUGCGUGGAGGUUCUGGCGCAGCGGUAGUGGGAGCCCCCGCGGUAAAUUUUUCCAGACACGACCCAGCAACCGCGGCCGGUGGUACGACUAGCCGGAGUCAGCAGUACAGCCAACGGGGCGGCAGAU